UCAUUUGGCACGCGCGUAACAUCAGUUUUUAUUCAUGGCAAUGGCAUAAAAAUAAUUGACAACCUUGCCUUGAGAAUUGUGCGUCAUCUGAAACGCCACUAGACUGGCAGAUAUUCUAGCUCGGACGGUAUCAAAUUGGACCGUUAGACGCAUAUGGCGUUAACAAAUUCAUUAGCCAAUCAAUCUGUAGCGCACAGUGGUUCAACCGGAAUGACCGCUGGGUUCUAGGCGACUAACCAAUCAAAGACCUUCUUAAGUGUUGGGCGAGAUGCGCGUAUUUACAGUCUUCUAAUAGCGUUGGCAUAAAACUAGUGUUGGACAAGUCGUGUAUGUAUCAGAAGGGCGAUGCCAGGGAUAACCAGGUAUAAUUUAGUGGAUGAUGCACAGGAUUUGAGGAUCCCAAUGCACAACGAGGCGGCAUUUCAGCAUGGGGUCUGCUUCGAGGCAAAGUACAUUGGCAGUCUGGAAGUGGGUCGUCCGAACAGCCGAAUGGAGAUAGUGGCUGCAAUGAGAAGGAUACGGUAUGAAUUCAAAUUGAAGAACAUGAAGAAGAAGAAGGUCAACAUCAUUGUGUCUGCCGAUGGUGUAAGGGUGGUUUUGAGAAAAAAGAAAAAGAGGAAAGAGUGUUCAUGGGAUGACAACACAGUCAUGAUAACACAAGACCCCAUCUAUAGGAUUUUCUAUGUGUCACAUGACGCCCAGGAAUUGAAGAUCUUCAGUUACAUUGCGAGAGAUGGACAGAGCAACAUGUUCCGUUGUAAUGUCUUCAAAUCCAAGAGGAAGUCCCAGGCCAUGCGCAUUGUGCGGACAGUGGGCCAGGCCUUUGACGUGUGCCACCAGCUGACCCUGCAGCAGACAGGGGAGCAGAGCUCUGAGGAUGGACUGGACACCAAUGCUACCGAUGCAGAUGGGGAAGAUGCUGUGCCAGCCAAGACGAGGUUGGCAUUGUCUGAUUCGACUGACCUUGAAGCCACCACAGAGGAGAGCAUUGACUGUUUGUCAUCUGACCUGGACAAGACCAAAAGACAGGACCCUCUUAGUAAAGAUGGGAAGGACCCAGCCCUGCAGCUGACCUCCCCCACAACGGGGCCAUCCGUGUCGGACCUGUUGGCUGUGAACUCCCCCCGCUCAGUGGAGCACCAGGUGCAGCUGCUCCAGAGGCUGCUCCAGCAGCAGGAGCAGCAGGCCCAGGCUGCUGCAGCACAGACGUGUGUGCUCCAGGACCAGCUGUCAGUAGAGGUGCGUGCAAGGACAGACGCCCAGGCCCGUGUCCAGAGACUCCUGCUGCAGAACACUGACCUGCUGCAGCACAUCUCCCUACUGGUCAAACAGAUCCAGGAGCUGGAGCUCAAGGCUGCUGGAGGACUCAGCUCCAUGGGCUCCCAGGACAGUUUGCUGGAGAUCACCUUCCGUGCCAAGCCCCCCCUGCGUGACGCCCCCACCAUCCCCACCUCCAUGGGCCCCCAGCAGGGUCAGCCCCAGAUCAACAAUGGCCCAUGGGCCUCCACCCUAACAGGGUCCUCUCCACCAGGGACCAGGGCCCCGGAGAGCCUCUCUCUGGGGCCUGGCGGCAGUGCCGUGAGGCUGGAGUGCUUCCGCUUCCCCCGCCGCAGGGGGGAGGAGCCCCACCAGAACCAAGACCAGGAGGGGGAGAGUCCGAGCUCAGGCGGCCCAGACGGGGACUCCCCUGUGGGUGGAGAGGAGGUCCUUGGAGCCCUGGAGCUCCUCCGGUUCCGGGAGUCGGGGAUCGGUUCGGAAUACGAGUCCAACACGGACGAGAGCAGUGACAGGGACAGCUGGGGGCAGGGAGAGGGGGCGGGGCCUGAGGGCACGGCACGCCUCUUCAACGUGCUGAACGCAGAGAGCCCUUCAGACUGUCUGGAUGAUGAGAUGGCUGUGUAGCCCUCCACAGCUCUGCUUCACUCAGUCAUAGCAUAUACAGUAGUGCUAUAGUGUUGUUGACAGUUCUCCUCCCUACAAACUCAGCUCACAGUACUUUUGUUUGAUAUUUGUUAAUAUUUAUUAGAUAUUUGUGUAUAUUUAUUUGAUAUUUGUUUAUAUUUAUUAGAUAUGUGUUUAUAUUUAUUUGAUAUUUGUUUAUAUUUGUUAUACUUGCUAAAUAUCUUUUUUUUUUUGCAUUGUUUACAUAUGUUGGAUAUUUUAUUAUUUGUUUAUUUAUUUUUUACCGUUUGUGUUUAUAGUUGGUCAUAUUUGUUUAUAUUUGAUGCAGUAGUUUACAUGUGUUUGUUGCAUUUGUUUAUAUAUUUUCAUAUAUUUUGUCUCAGCACUUGACUUUCUGCUGCUGUUUCUACUCCCCUGGGCUUAUUGCAGUGUAGUUGUAGUCUGUGUCAGAGCCAUCUAAAUAUAUGACUCUGGUCUGUAUCAUAUAUCUAAAUAUAUGACUCUGGUCUGUAUCAUAUAUCUAAAUAUAUGACUCUGGUCUGUAUCAUAUAUCUAAAUAUAUGACUCUGGUCUGUGUCAUAUAUCUAAAUAUAUGACUCUGGUCUGUAUCAUAUAUCUAAAUAUAUGACUCUGGUCUGUAUCAUAUAUCUAAAUAUAUGACUCUGGUCUGUGUCAUAUAUCUAAAUAUAUGACUCUGGUCUGUAUCAUAUAUCUAAAUAUGUGACUCUGGUCUGUGUCAUAUAUCUAAAUAUAUGACUCUGGUCUGUAUCAUAUAUCUAAAUAUAUGACUCUGGUCUGUAUCAUAUAUCUAAAUAUAUGACUCUGGUCUGUAUCAUAUAUCUAAAUAUAUGACUCUGGUCUGUGUCAUAUAUCUAAAUAUAUGACUCUGGUCUGUAUCAUAUAUCUAAAUAUAUGACUCUGGUCUGUAUCAUAUAUCUAAAUAUAUGACUCUGGUCUGUAUCAUAUAUCUAAAUAUAUGACUCUGGUCUGUAUCAUAUAUCUAAAUAUAUGACUCUGGUCUGUAUCAUAUAUCUAAAUAUGUGACUCUGGUCUGUGUCAUAUAUCUAAAUAUAUGACUCUGGUCUGUAUCAUAUAUCUAAAUAUAUGACUCUGGUCUGUAUCAUAUAUCUAAAUAUAUGACUCUGGUCUGUGUUAUUGGACCAUUGUGUAACAGUGAAACACACCCAGCCAGCAUGGCCAGUCAUCAGUCUUGGUGGGUUUUUUAUUGAAAGACUUUAAAUGGGUUAAAAAGGAUUAAACUAGACUUGAUAUUGUUUUGAACUGUGAACUGCAAACGCCUGCUGUACUAAGACUGUGUUACAGUACAUUUGACUAGAUCUCAUUUGCAAUGGACAAGUGAUUCAAAACAGUUUAUAUUCAAGUUUUUAUCCGCCACAUUGCAACAUACAAUAUAUCCUUUUCCCCUAAACUAUGGUACGAUUAACUUUUGUGCCAACUGAAUAUCAUACAGCACAACCAAAAUGUUAUUAACCAUAAAGUCAACCGCUCAACUCACCAUCGCUACACUGUUUUCCAUCUCUCCCAAGAUAGGAUUUAGAUUGACUUUGGAGCCAAUAAUCUAUCACUACUCUGUAGAGGAGAGGUUUUGAGCCAAUAAUCUAUCACUACUCUGUAGAGGAGAGGUUUUGAGCCAAUAAUCUAUCACUACUCUGUAGAGGAGAGGUUUUGAGCCAAUAAUCUAUCACUACUCUGUAGAGGAGAGGUUUUGAGCCAAUAAUUUAUCACUACUCUGUAGAGGAAAGGUUUUGAGCCAAUAAUCUAUCACUACUCUGUAGAGGAAAGGUUUUGAGCCAAUAAUCUAUCACUACUCUGUAGAGGAGAGGUUUUGAGCCAAUAAUCUAUCACUACUCUGUAGAGGAAAGGUUUUGAGCCAAUAAUCUAUCACUACUCUGUAGAGGAGAGGUUUUGAGCCAAUAAUCUAUCACUACUCUGUAGAGGAGAGGUUUUGAGCCAAUAAUCUAUCACUACUCUGUAGAGGAGAGGUUUUAGGCCAAUAAUCUAUCACUACUCUCUGUAGAGGAGAGGUUUUGAGCCAAUAAUCUAUCACUACUCUGUAGAGGAAAGGUUUUGAGCCAAUAAUCUAUCACUACUCUGUAGAGGAGAGGUUUUGAGCCAAUAAUCUAUCACUACUCUGUAGAGGAGAGGUUUUGAGCCAAUAAUCUAUCACUACUCUGUAGAGGAGAGGUUUUGAGCCAAUAAUCUAUCACUACUCUGUAGAGGAGAGAUUUUGAGCCAAUAAUCUAUCACUACUCUGUAGAGGAGAGGUUUUGAGCCAAUAAUCUAUCACUACUCUGUAGAGGAGAGGUUUUGAGCCAAUGAUCUAUCACUACUCUGUAGAGGAGAGGUUUUAGGCCAAUAAUCUAUCACUACUCUGUAGAGGAGAGGUUUUAGGCCAAUAAUCUAUCACUACUCUGUAGAGGAGAGGUUUUGAGCCAAUAAUCUAUCACUACUCUCUGUAGAGGAGAGGUUUUGAGCCAAUAAUCUAUCACUACUCUCUGUAGAGGAGAGGUUUUAGGCCAAUAAUCUAUCACUACUCUGUAGAGGAGAGGUUUUAGGCCAAUAAUCUAUCACUACUCUGUAGAGGAGAGGUUUUAGGCCAAUAAUCUAUCACUACUCUGUAGAGGAGAGGUUUUAGGCCAAUAAUCUAUCACUACUCUCUGUAGAGGAGAGGUUUUAGGCCAAUAAUCUAUCACUACUCUGUAGAGGAGAGGUUUUAGGCCAAUAAUCUAUCACUACUCUGUAGAGGAGAGGUUUUAGGCCAAUAAUCUAUCACUACUCUGUAGAGGAGAGGUUUUAGGCCAAUAAUCUAUCACUACUCUCUGUAGAGGAGAGGUUUUAGGCCAAUAAUCUACCACUACUCUCUGUAGAGGAGAGGUUUUAGGCCAAUAAUCUAUCACUACUCUGUAGAGGAGAGGUUUUAGGCCAAUUGAAUAUCAUGCUGUCAAAAUGUUAUUACGCCUAUUUCUACAGUAGCUCAACAUAGCUAUUUUCUCUCUCUCCCAAGGCGAGGCAUGUUAGGAUUCACUAUUUCAAUAUUUCACUAGUCUUAAGAUGUUUACUGACUAUCGUCCCCGAAUUGUUUGCAGCGAAGAGGUGUGUUGCAAAAACAGCAUCAUAUUUAGCAGGUGCUACUCUCUGCAACACGGCUGUCACUAUUCCCUCGUGUCAAUGUACUGCACCACAACAGCCGUUUCAUAUUGUAAUGGCCCAGCUGUCAAACAGCAGGACUUUUUGACUCGGCGCCAAGCCUCUGACUCAAUGUAUUGGUGGGCCGUGUCUUUGGGCACUCUCCAAAUCGAUAAAUCUCUCUCUCUCUCCUACUCUCUUACUUUUUUGUGCAUGUUUUACUCUCUCUCGCUCUCCCCCCCACACACAUACACACACACACUCUUUAUAUUUCUCUGGUGCUCUCUCUACUUGUCUUUUACUCUCUCCC
Oncorhynchus mykiss (rainbow trout) is the source of this 5359-nucleotide messenger RNA. Its product is annotated as carboxyl-terminal PDZ ligand of neuronal nitric oxide synthase protein. Gene Ontology annotation, molecular function: nitric-oxide synthase binding. Lineage: Eukaryota; Metazoa; Chordata; Actinopteri; Salmoniformes; Salmonidae. The record is from RefSeq and is a predicted model, not a curated record.